AUGGAAAUACCCUGGUACAUUUAUUUGAUUAUCAUCAUUCUUUAACUACUUUCAGCAAUGUUCAAUGCACUCAAUAUUGGACUAAUGGGACAAGAUACCAGAUAUCUCGAACUUAUGACUUAAGGUCCAUUUGAGAGUAAAGAUGAUGAAAAGAAUGCAGUUUAUGCAAAGAGAAUUUAUCCACUUAGAAGAAAAGGAAAUUCACUACUUACUAUGAUUCUUUUAGGGACUGCUGCAUCUAAUGCAGUAAUAUCUGUACUGAUGGCAGAUAUUGAGGGAGAUAUCAAGGGUUUUCUAUUGUCUACUUCAAUUAUUACAGUCUUUGAUCAGUAGUUUUUAAGAUGGCCUGCACACUUCUUCUACUAUGCCACAUUUCUUUUCUGUUAUCCAAUAGGAGCUAUCCUCGAUAAAAUUCUUGGUGAAGAAGCUGGAAAUGUGCUUAGCAAAAAUUAAAUGAAAAGAAUGUUCGAACAGUAUGAAAAGUCUUAAUUAUUAAAGCCCUAGGAGAGAAAAAUACUCUCCGCUGUUUUAGAACUUAAAUCAAAAGUGAUAGGCCGAGUUAUGACUCCAAUAGACAAAGCUUUUAUGAUAGAUAUUAAUGCUAAUCUCAAUCAACAUUUGCUUAAACAAAUAUACAGUGAAGGCUAUUCCAGAAUACCUGUUUAUGAAGGAGUCAGAGAAAAUAUUGUGGGGUUACUAAUGACUAGGGAUCUGGUGCUAAUAAAUCUUGAAAACACUAUAGUCACGAUUAAGCAGCUGUCUAGUAUCUUGCUAAGAGAUGUAAUAGCGAUUGAUGUUGAAACAAAGCUAGAACCAGUCCUGAGUUACUUCAAAUAAAAUAACACUCAUAUGGGAUUAGUGACUACGAAAUCUAAAGAAAUCGGAAGUGAACUGACUCUUACGAACGUUGGCAUAGUAACUAUAGAGGAUAUAAUUGAAGAAAUUCUAUAAGAAGAAAUUGAAGAUGAGAGAGAGACUCAAAAUCUCAAAGGAAAAAGGAAGUUGUUAAAGAACAAACUAAUUUACCUCUUUACUGAUCACAAAGCAAAAAAUCAACUCAAUGAUGCUGAAAUCAUAGCCAUUUGCGAAUUUUUACAAUUAAAAGUAGAUAGCUUUAACUCUUCAGUUGUCGAUACAGAGCAGCUUUACCUUAUGAUUAGAAACUGUGAUGUUGUAGAUAUUGAGAGCGAUUCAAACCCAUUUUCUCAUGUAAUCAAUGAGACUAACUACUACACAAGAAAUUAGCUCACAUACCUUAAUGAGUAUCAAAAUAUGGAUUAAAUGCAAUUCGACAAGCAUCUGUAGAAAAACGAAAAUACAAAAGAACAUAGUUAGUUCAAGAAAUUAUCAGGAACUGCACCUUACAAUAUUGACGUUCAAACUCCAUUCUAGAAUAACGUCGAAGAAAUUUAACUAGACGAUCAAAUGAGACUCUAGCAGUAAUAAGAUGAUGAUAAUUCGAAGCUACUUUCAAGCAAAGGAGAGGGUGGGAAUCUAAAUACAGACAACUUAGAUGAUAAAGUGCCUGAGGAGAAUAACUAAGUUAAUGUUACCAUCAUGGGAUCGGUUGAAUUCAAGAGAAAACUUCAAUAAAAUAUAGAUCCAAUCCUCUUUGUUAGAGGUGUUCCAAACAGUGAUUUUUAUCUAAUCCUUUAAGGAGAUGUACUUGUUUGUUCCGGAUCAGAAGGAUUUUUCAUUAAGCUAAGCUCAUACGAUUAUCUAGGACUGAAAGCACUCUAAGAGCAAGAGUAUAAACCAGAUUUCUCGGCUAAAGUUUUAAAUCAAGCCAAACUAUUAAAGAUCAAUUAAUCUUAAUAUAAUCAAUUCAUCAGGAGCUCCAAAUCACCCGAGAAUUAAGUACUAAUGAUUUCACAUAAGUAAGAUAAUCAGCUAUAUUGA
Messenger RNA from Stylonychia lemnae, 1899 nucleotides. NCBI's taxonomy places the organism in Eukaryota, Ciliophora, Spirotrichea, Sporadotrichida, Oxytrichidae. The record is from the annotation of a GenBank genome assembly.